UGGUUCGCGCUGCUUUUGUUGACGUUCUUGGCUGAAUCCUUUUCCGUUUAGCAGAGACAGCCAGCCAGAUGAUGGCCAUUGGAACUGGAAGUACUGGCGCUUGGACGGAUUGAAAAGUCACUGUUUGGGCCCACCUAAUCAUAACCGUACCGUAAAGCAAACGGGACACAUCGUCCCGACUGGCUCUCGGCGUGGCGUGACACGUUCUUGGGGGAGUCUCGUAGAUUUCGAAUGGUGUUUCGGUUCGAAAAACGCAUUCGGUCGUGCUAACACGUGGGUUUCUUGUUUUGCUGUUCGGAAUCAGUGUUAACGGACAUGUUUCAAUCGUUUGCGUGAUUUUAUUUGAUUCAAGUGAUGAAAAAUAGAUAAUUUAUAAUAUAAUAUCAGUUGUGUAUCUGUCUCAGCAAUUGUUUUAAAUUUACGAUUAUUGAGUCCAGUGAACGGUUGCGCAUAAAAAAUUCUUGAAAAGAUGUUCAGGCUGGAUUCGUCGCUUUUAAAUUUCCGGCUAUUUUUGGCAGUCAUUUUUCUUUGCAUCCUUUCGUCGGAGGAGAUAUCGCCGGUUUCGGGCUAUUCGGUGAAGGCGGGCCACGUGCAGCCGCAUAACACCCUGGAAAAUGGACUUCUGAUAGCGGCCAACGUGUCGAUCGGGCAUCUGCGGAAGCACAAGUAUUUCUACUACAUUCCAAGAAGUAACAAUGCUCCUCACAAUCGCAAACAACGAAAUUCAUCGUCCUACCCAAGCGGCCUCAAUUUUCCCAUCGAAUACAACAUUGCUCCCUCAGAGCAACAGCAGGAUAGCAGCAAGUCCUUCCAGCCGACGGGACUCCGGCGAUUGCGCCAUAUUCCCAAGUCCUCAUCUGCAGUCACUGGAGAUGGAGUACAACAAAGUGCAUCUUCAGCAUCGUUGGAUGAUGCUUAUCAACCGUUAGAAUCGGCCAUUUCAAAGCCUCAAAAAAUCCAACGAUACUACAUCUACAGCACCGCGCCAAGGCGUCGAAAUCUUCCAACUUCCGUAAACGAUUUUAUGGAAAAUAAAUCACAACGACCUAAUCGAGUUGCAGCCACAGCCUGGAAUGUUUCGAGACACCAUUUUCAGAACCAAAAUGAUGAUGAUUUCAACAACCAAGCCCAAGAUGAUGGUGGUAGCUUUGAGAGACGUGUCAAGAAACGCAGCGCCGCCGACGAUAUGUUGAGCAAAAACAUCACCUUGAUAUUGGAAAAUCUACUGAAGAGCUAUGAAAAUUCCCAAAUGCCAACCCACGAGCAAGGCAUUCCAACUGUCGUCAAAACGAACAUCCUCAUCCGGAGCAUGGGACCGGUGUCGGAACUGGACAUGGACUAUUCGAUGGAUUGCUACUUCCGGCAGUAUUGGCAGGACAAACGAUUGAGCUUCCGAGGGCCGAUCAAAUCCCUCUCGCUGAGCAUCAAAAUGCUGGAACGAAUCUGGCGCCCGGACACCUAUUUCUACAACGGAAAACACUCGCACGUCCACACGAUCACCGUUCCGAACAAACUCCUCCGUUUGACCCAGGACGGCGAAAUCCUGUACUCGAUGCGUCUCACCAUCAAAGCGUCCUGCCUGAUGCAACUUCGCAGCUUCCCGAUGGACCGCCAGUCUUGUCCCCUGGUUCUGGGAAGUUAUGCCUAUUCCCGGCAACAGUUAGUCUACCAGUGGAAGGACGACGACUCGGUCAACUUUGUCCCCGGCAUGACCCUGAGUCAGUUCGAUCUGAUCAGCUUCCACCAGAAGAAUUACACGUUUGUUCGGCGCGAGGGAGAAUUCACGGUGCUGCACGUGUCGUUCAAUCUCCAGCGGCACACCGGGUACUUCCUGAUCCAGGUGUACGUGCCGUGUAUUCUGAUCGUGGUGCUAUCGUGGGUGUCGUUCUGGAUCCACCGGGAAGCUACGAGUGAUCGAGUGGGUCUGGGAAUAACGACGGUGCUGACGUUAUCGACCAUCAGCCUGGACUCGAGGACCGAUUUGCCGAAGGUGCGGUAUGCGACGGCCCUCGAUUGGUUUCUGCUGAUGAGCUUUUUCUAUUGCAUCGCCACGUUGCUGGAGUUCGCCGGGGUGCACUAUUUCACUAAGGUCGGCAGCGGCGAGAUUCCCUUGGAUGAGGAUGAAUGGGAAGACAUUGACAAUGUAAUCGAGAUCGGAACCAUGGGCGGAGUUGGAGGAGGAGCAGGAGGAAUGGCAGGAGUGAUGCGAUCACGUACGGCCUCAAUCCACGACUCGCCGCAAAGGCUUCUAGCGGCCCGGCGUCGAAGUUCGCUUAUCUGCCCGAUCUACAACGAUCCGCAGCACAUGUUCAAGGCGACGACCUCACAUCUCUCGACGAUGGAACGAACGACCCAGACGGAACCACCGAAGGAACCCCGCUGGAAGCAACUGUGGCUGUGCUUUUUGGGCGACGAUCAGUUCCGGCGUCGGCGCCAGCGUGAGGCAACUGGAAGGGGCGGCGCCAGCCGACAUGUGAACAGUGUGUCCUUAAUCGAUCAGGCUGCACGAGUGAUGUUUCCCGCUUCGUUUACGCUGUUCAACGUUCUCUACUGGCUUUGCUACUACGGCUAUCAGGGUGACUUCACGUGGGCUCCACUGAAGGAAAAUUAAAUAAAAAAAAAUAAACAUAGUAAUGAGCUUUGCCGUGAAGGUAGAAUAUCAAAAACACUUUAUGACACAUUAAAUAGGCAAACAUAUCCACGAAAGUUAUGCGUAAACUGGUAUUAUGAAAGGGUUUCAAGUAAAACAAUAAUAAUCCCCGGGAAAGAUUUCAUAGAGAAAAUUUUUAACAGAGCAACUAGUCUAGAUAAAACGAAUUCAUGACUUCGAAGGAUUAGUGAAAUCCUCUAUACAACCUCUAGCUACAAAAAUUACACAUAAUAUUUGACCACGAAACCAAAAAAAUAACGUCGAAUAUAAAUAAUUUCCCCUUUUUUCAUUUGUUGAACUUAUUCUGCAAAAAUUUUUCCACAAAGCGUGAGUAACAAGAAAAAAGGGUUUCAAACAGACAGGUUUACUCAAAAACUCAACUCGAAUAUCACCGAGCACAUAAACAGUAAAACGUUGGUAGAAAAGAAUUUCAAAUAGUCAAUUGUUAAAUGAAUCGAUAGAAUAAUAAUCUCUCUAUGAGUAUUAAACAUACACGAAAAUAAA
Uranotaenia lowii is the source of this 3154-nucleotide messenger RNA. RefSeq names its product gamma-aminobutyric acid receptor subunit alpha-6. Bases 470 to 2611 code for a protein of 713 amino acids. The record is from RefSeq and is a predicted model, not a curated record. Gene Ontology annotation, molecular function: GABA-A receptor activity; neurotransmitter receptor activity; extracellular ligand-gated monoatomic ion channel activity. The transcript has 8 exons. Gene Ontology annotation, biological process: nervous system process; signal transduction; chemical synaptic transmission. Gene Ontology annotation, cellular component: neuron projection; synapse; membrane. NCBI's taxonomy places the organism in Eukaryota, Metazoa, Arthropoda, Insecta, Diptera, Culicidae.